Pseudoliparis swirei is the source of this 2726-nucleotide messenger RNA. RefSeq names its product ubiquitin-like 3a (gene ubl3a). Lineage: Eukaryota; Metazoa; Chordata; Actinopteri; Perciformes; Liparidae. The transcript is spliced from 5 exons. Gene Ontology annotation, molecular function: protein binding. The record is from RefSeq and is a predicted model, not a curated record. The coding region runs from base 632 to 985 and encodes 117 amino acids.
UGACAGCUGAACCGGUCGCAAAGGCUCAGCGACGCAGUCUGCAACAUUAGCUCCGUAACAAUCACAACAAACUCAAGGAAAAGCACCGACAGGUUCCGCCGCGUGACGCGUCUUCUGGACCAAUCCGCGGAAGUGUCUCAGUUCACCAGAGGACGGUUCAACAGGGGUAACCUUGCGGAUAUUGUGGUGUUCUUUUCCAACCAAGAGAGAGAGCGAGAGAGAGAGAACAAGAUCCGUGUCCGGAUGUGCCAGCAGUGUUGGCUUUUUCGCAGAAGCAGGAUACUCUUGAUGUUCCGAGGGUCGGAGGAGGAAGAGGAGGCCCACCGGGUCGACGGUGUGUCCCGCUAACGUUAAGCUCACAUGCGAAUGUCCCAAUUAGUGCGGGGAAUGAUCCACGGAAUGGUUGCGCAAUAGAGAGGAAGAAGCGUCGCAGAACAUCCCUCACUUUUGCGCCUGUGGAGAGAGAGAGAGAAAGAGAGAGAGAGAGAGAGAGUCACCAGGAUUACGUUGCGUUUGUGUUUCCUGCUCCGAACAACGACUUUAGUUUGAGCUCUUUGGCUCCUUGUCCUGUGUGUGUGUGUGUGAGUGUGUGUGUGUGAGAACCCAUCCGAGGAUCGGGAGAACCUUCACGAUGACGGGCAGCACCCCGGCGGACAUGAUAAACCUGCGGCUCAUUUUAGUCAGCGGGAAGACGAAAGAAUUCCUCUUCUCUCCCAACGACUCGGCAGCGGACAUUGCCAAACACGUCUAUGACAACUGGCCAAUGGACUGGGAGGAAGAGCAGGUCAGCAGUCCUAACAUCCUGAGGCUGAUCUACCAGGGCCGGUUUCUACACGGCAACGUAACACUAGGAGCUCUCAAACUGCCCUUGGGGAAGACCACAGUGAUGCAUUUAGUUGCCAGAGAGACUUUGCCCGAGCCAAAUUCCCAAGGUCAGAGGAACCGAGAGAAGACCGGGGAGAGUAACUGCUGUGUCAUUCUGUGAAUACACAGCGCCGCCGCCUCCAUCCUUCUCCUCCGUUCUCGCCCUCAAACAUCCUGGACCCGCGGAGUUUGUUCCCGGUCCUGAAACUCGUCCAUAGUGCGGAUAUGCAAACGGACAAACACAUACACUUUUGCUUCUUUUUGUUUUCCCUCUCUCUCUCUCUCUCUCUCUCUCUCUCUCUCUCACACACACACACGUAUAGAAAGCCAGCAGGCGGAGGCUGAUUCAAGACACACACAGAGUUGGGAGCAGGACAUUGAUUAUCAUUAGAGUUGAUUCUUUUGUCGUACUUGUUUUUUUUUGUCAUAGCAGAAAAUUUGUGGAAGGAACUGGAUUUGCAUGUGGGUUUUGUUGUUCUUUUUUUUCUUAAUGCACACCUUGUGCACACCUUCUGCCACACACACACACACACAUACAUGCAAUACACAUAGACAACGUGUCUAACCAUCCUCAGCCGGUCGGUUAAAAGCUCCUCAUUCUAGCUGGUUGUCAUAGUAAUGCAGUGCCCAAGUUUGUGUGUGGCCUUGUUUUCUCCUACAGACCGCUGAGAAUUUUCACCACUAACAACGCUCCAACACACAGACACACACACACACACACACUCUCUAUGACAUCCCGUCUACAGGCCCAACCACAUGUGCUUGUGUGACCUCCCUCGGCGCAGCAGAAGAAGCUCAGAUGUGCCUGAUCAGAGAACUCAAACCAGGACACACACACACACACACACAUAUAUAAACACACCUGUGUCCUUUUUACUGCCCUCCUCUGCAUGUGCCCUUAAAGGUCACAUGAGAGAAAUUUUUCUUUUUUUUUUGGCUCCGCAGAACGCCGUAGAGGCCGAACACGUCCUGCGUCUUCUAGUCGUCAUAUUCUUAGCCAAACGAAGCCUCUCAAACAAACAAAUAGAAAAACAACCGAUGUUGGUGGUCUUGUUUUGGUUAUUUGUUUGUCCAUGACAUUUUGUGACUGUGUUUUGACAGUCCAUGCAUAUUACUGACCGACCCAGUGUUGUGAUUAAUGAAACGUCAUGGCAGUUUUUCUUCCCUCCCUGAUGCACCAUCCCUCCGUCUCUUCUUUUGAGGAAAGAUUCAUUGUGCUCCUCUUCGUUUGAACAGUGUUGCGAAAGGAUCUCUCUGAAAAGGUUCCUUGUUUGUCUUAAUUUGCUUCUCUCUCUCUCUCUCUCUCUCUCUCAGCAUUAAUAAGUCCAGUUUGCACAAUCGAAGCAUGUGCUCCUUCAUCAGAUUAAUAAAAAUGUAUAAAAAGUUCUAUGGUUUUAUUUUAUAUUUUUCCAAUGGAAGUAAUGUUCCAAACUAUGGUAACGUGUAGAGUAUAUUUAAUAUGAAUCUUAUAUAGAACAUGAUCACUCUAAUCUUGUUGAUAUACAGUAUAUUGGUGUUUAGUCUAUGAUUGUGUAUACGGUUAGCUUCUAGCCAGUUCACAGCAACAACAACAACGACUCCCUAAGCAUCAACUUUCUUCUGUGCUCUUUUAUUGUUAUUUUUAAAUUUGUUUAUAAUUUAAUGUAAUCCUUUUUUUCUGUGUUUUUUUCUUUGCUUUAAAGAUACGCUUUAUAACAGCACUAGGUCUUAAAAAUAUAUAUUGUUUAUAUUGAUCAGGGUUCAAAUCUGUACAGAGCUAAAUGUUUUCAAACCAAUUGUAAAUAGCACUAAUGCUCUCUCUCCCUCCUCCAAACUCCAAAAUGGAAUACAUCUGUAAACUAAAUAAAGGUUAUUCAAAUGCA